AUGCCGUCGCCGAUCGUCAUAGAGAUGGACGGCGAGACACCAACCCCAGCGGCUCACGCAGUCUUCCAGACAGCAGAGCUCCUCGAGAAGAUAUUGCUUUCUCUCCCACUCACAGAUCUCCUUCUGGCACAGAAGAUCUGCAAGUUCUUCAAAGCCAGCAUCGAAGGUUCCAGCAAAGCGCAAACGGCGCUGUUCUACCGUGCAGCUGGAUCAGACCUCCUCCGCUUCGAGAAAACAGGACUCUACUCGAUUGAUGAGGCCGAAGGCUUCUGGUCCCACGUGAAGAGCAGCCGCAAGAGCAAGCCCGUCAUCAAUCCUCUCAUGCGUCGCUUCAUCAUCACUCAAUGGAUGAAGAUGAACUCGAUUGUGCACAUCGGAUUCGUGUCGCCGGUCUUCGACAGGUCGGCAUACAUCAACCCAUAUCUGGCAGUUGACGAGGAAGUGCAAGACGAAGACGGAGGUGAUGCAGACAGCGACAUUGGGCCGCGAAACAUCGACGAGUUAGAGGCAUUGCACAGGAAGGGUGCGAGCUGGCGCCAGAUGCUCUUCAUGCAACCGGCGUGCGAGAUGCUCAAUGCCAGGUGUGACAUCACGCGCAAAUCGUUCACCAUCUCGAAUCCCAACGGAGUCACCCUGCAGAACCUUGUGGACGGACUGCGGAGCCAUUGGUUCGAGUGUCCAACGUGUCCAGUGAACUUCAACAUUCAGCGGUGGGAUUACCAAGGAUAUCAGCGUGGGGAAAUCGUCCUCGACGAACUCGAUCCCAUCAACGACGCAUGGAGCUUGCUGCAUGAGCUCGAGACCAAGUGA
This is a messenger RNA of Zasmidium cellare ATCC 36951, 810 nucleotides long. RefSeq lists its product as uncharacterized. The transcript is spliced from 2 exons. The coding region runs from base 1 to 810 and encodes 269 amino acids. Lineage: Eukaryota; Fungi; Ascomycota; Dothideomycetes; Mycosphaerellales; Mycosphaerellaceae. The record is from RefSeq and is a predicted model, not a curated record.